Messenger RNA from Microtus oregoni (creeping vole), 5494 nucleotides. Its product is annotated as zinc finger protein 709-like. The record is from RefSeq and is a predicted model, not a curated record. The coding region runs from base 179 to 3766 and encodes 1195 amino acids. NCBI's taxonomy places the organism in Eukaryota, Metazoa, Chordata, Mammalia, Rodentia, Cricetidae. The transcript has 8 exons. Gene Ontology annotation, biological process: regulation of DNA-templated transcription.
CUUCCUUGCUGGAAAUGUCGAAUGAGGAACAAGAAUAUUCCGCGGUUUCCUCCCCUGGCUCCAUUUUUGAAUCCCAAGUAGCUUUUGUGAGGUGUGUGACAGCUGGCUUCCAUCGGUGUCACCUAUUCUGACGGCAGGCCCCCUCCGAGAGGACCUCUGCACGCGUCCGGAGCAGGACAUGGAGCCCGUGACCUUUGAAGAUGUGGCUGUGAACUUCACUUCGGGCGAAUGGACUUUAUUGGAUUCUAAUCAAAGGAAGCUCUACAGAGAUGUGAUGAAGGAAAACUUUAUGAACCUGAUCUCCAUAGAGAAAACACAUGAAGAAAAUGUUGAAGAGGACUACCAGAGGCUCAGGAGAAAUCUAGGAACUCAGGUGGUUGAGAAAGAUGGUGAAUAUGAACAUGAUAGUCAGUGUGAAAAAAACCAGCGACAGAUUCCAGAGCCUAUUGUUAGUGAGGCCAUGCCUCCUUCUAUAACAUUAUAUGAAAACAGUAGCAGUUUGUGUAUAAGAAACAUCAUUGGUAAUUUGCCCUCAAAUGUGCACCUCAGUGAUCAAACUGAAGAUAAACUAUUUGAGUAUAAGGAGCCUGUGGAAAAGGCUUUUAAACAUGAAAAAUUUUGGGAAGAUAUGGGUCAAUCUGAGCCAUUUCAGGUACAUGAAUGUUCUAAAGAAAAAUCCUCUGAAUGUCAGCAAUGUAAUACGGCUUGUGGGAGUCUCCAUUGUGAUCAGCAUCAGGAGGGGACUGACACCGGAAACAAGCACGAAGAGAACGUUGUUACAAACUACACACAUGGCCAGAUAGACGAAAGUAUCCAUACUGAAGUAAAACCAUUUGUAUGUAAGCAGUGUGGAGAAGCGUUUGUCAAUUCCAGUCACCUUAUCAGCCAUGAACGAAUUCAUAUUGUGGAGAAGUGUUAUAUUUGCAAACAAUGUGGAAAAACAUUUAGAUAUUUGUCAUGCUUUCAAAAACAUGAAAGAAUUCACAGUGGAGAGAGACCGUAUGCGUGUGAGCAGUGUGGGAAAGGAUUUAUCCAGUUGAAAUACCUUCUCAUGCACCAAAGAAGUCACACUGGAGAAAAUUCUUAUGAAUGCAAACAUUGUGAAAAAGUCUUCACUAUUUCCAGUGCUGAUGAUGUACUUGAAAGAAUUCACUGUGGAGAGAAACCGUAUUCAUGUAAGCAUUGUGGAAAAACUUUCACUAGUCCCAAUGACUAUAAUAGUUGUGAAAGUAUCCACACUGGAGAGAAUCCCUUUGUAUGUAAAAAAUGUGGGAAAGCCUUCAAACGUUUGGGUCAUUUUAUGAAUCAUGAAAGAAUUCACACUGGAGAGAAGCCUUAUGCAUGUAAGCAUUGUGGGAAAGCCUUCACCAGUUCCAGUGACCGUAAUAGCCAUGAAAGAAUACACACUGGAGAGAAACCCUUCAUUUGUAAAACAUGUGGGAAAGCGUUCAGUCGUUCUGAUUAUCUUAUCAAUCAUAGAAGGAUACACACUGGAGAGAAGCCUUAUGCAUGUAAGUAUUGUGGAAAAGCCUUUGCCACAUCCAGUGACAGAAACAGCCAUGAAAGAAUUCACACUGGGGAGAGAUCCUUUCUAUGUAAAAAAUGUGGAAAAGUAUUCAUUCUUUCUGGUGACCUAAUCAAGCAUGAAAGGAUUCACACUGGAGAGAAGCCUUAUGCAUGCAAACAUUGUGGAAAAGCUUUCACUACUUCGAGUGCUCGUAACAGUCACGAAAGAAUUCACACUGGAGAGAAGCCUUAUACAUGUAAACAUUGCACAAAAACUUUUACCACUUCCAGUACCCGUAACAGUCAUGAAAAAACUCACACCGCAGAGAAGCAUUUUGCAUGUGACCUUUGUAGGAAAACCUUCAACAGUCAGAGUUCCUAUUACACUCAUAAAAAAAUUCAUUCUAUGCAAGAGAAACUUUAUGUAUGUAAACACUGUGGAAAAGAAUUCACUUACUGUGGUAAUUUCCUCAAGCAUGAAAGAAUUCACACUAUGGAAACCUUGUCCACGCUGCAGGGAGGCCAGUGGUGGAUUGUCUUGGGCGAUGGCGCCUUCUGCUACUCUGCAGGCCCUUUAGAAAGGACACCUGCUCACGCCCAAAAGCAGGAAAUGGAGCCAGUGACCUUUGAGGACGUGGCUGUGAACUUCACUCUAGGAGAGUGGGCUUUGUUGGAUUCUUAUCAAAAGGAGCUCUACAGAGAUGUGAUGAAGGAAACCUUUAGCAACCUGAUCUCCAUAGGGAAAACAGAGGAAGAAAAUAUUGGAGAGGACUACCAAAGUAUUAGGAGAAAUCUGAGCGCUCAUGUGGUUAAAGGAUUAUAUGAAUCUGAAUGUGAUAUUCAGUGUGGAGAAACCCACCGGCAGAUUCGAGAGCCUGUUGGUAAUGAGGACAUGCCUCCUGGAGUAGCAGUCUGUGACCGAGAGCCUGUUGGUAGUGAGGACAUGCCUCCUGGAGUAGCCGUCUGUGACAACAGUGUGUGCGCAAAUGAUGCCAUUGGUCUUUCACAACCGGAUGUGCAUCGCAGCGAUCCAACUGGAGAGAAACCAUAUGAGUAUCAGGAAGAUAUGGACAAGUCUUUUAAACAUAAGAAAUAUUGGAAAGAAUUUACAUAUUCCGAGUCCUCUCUUACCCUUGAGAAUCCUUCCAGAGAGAAACCCUGUGAAAAUAAACUCUCUAAUGAGCACUGGAGGAGUCUUGCUUCUGCUCAGGAGUCUCAAGCAACGCGUAGUGGAGAUAACGUCCUUGAAUAUAAGCAGUUUGAAGCAGCUCUCAUGGCGUGUAGUUAUGUUCAGUCUUAUGAAAAACUCCAGACUGGAGAAAAGACAUUUGUGUGUAAGCAGUGUGGCGAAGCCUUCAUUAAUUCUAGUCACCUUAUCAAACAUCAUAAAACUCAUACUAAAGAGAAGACUUUUGCAUGUAAGUACUGUAGAAAAGCUUUCAUUCAUCCCAGGGCCUGUUACAAUCAUGAACGAACUCACACUGGAGACAGACCUUAUGUGUGUAAACAGUGUGGGAAAGCAUGUAUUCAUUCUUACCACCUUCUCCAACAUGAAAGGAGUCACACCCGGGAAAAACUUUAUGCAUGUAAGCAGUGUGGGAAAGUGUUUGGACGUUCUUCAUACCUUCGUAAACAUGAGAGAAUUCACACUGGAGAGAAGCCUUAUUUAUGUAAGCAUUGUGGAAAAGCAUUCAGUGAUCCCACAACCCGUAACAAUCAUGAAAGAACUCACACUGGAGAGAAACACUAUGUUUGCAAGCAGUGUGGGAAAGCCUUCAUUCGUUCUUCUCAGCUUCUGAUCCAUGAAAGAAUUCACACCGGAGAGAAACCGUACUCAUGUAAACAUUGUGGGAAAGCUUUCACCUAUUCCAGUGCCUGUUACAUCCAUGAAAGGAUUCACACUGGAGAGAAACCCUAUGUUUGUAAGCAGUGUGGGAAAGCAUUUACGUGUUCCACAUACCUUCACAAACAUGAAAGAAUUCACACUGGAGAGAAACCUUAUUCAUGUAAGCAAUGUGGGAAAGCCUUCAUCCAGCAUAGAGCUUGUUACAAUCAUGAAAGAAUUCACACUGGAGAGAAACCAUAUGUAUGUGUGCAGUGUGGGCAUGCAUUCACUUUUUCAAAAUCCCUUCAAAUUCAUGAAAGAAACCACACUGGAGAGAAGCCAUAUGUGUGUGAACAAUGCGGGAAAGCCUUCACAUGUUCGACAUACCUUCACCAACAUGAAAGAAUUCACAAUGAGAAGAAAUCUAGUGGAUAGAAUUUAUACCAAUGUAAAUCAUGUGAGCGUAUUCAUAGCCAGCUUGCAAGGAAUAAAGGAAGUAUGGAGAGAAAUUGAGAGGAUAUGAGACCAGUAGCUGUAUAAUUUUUUCUUACAUAGCAAGCGUACAUAGGAUACAAUCUGUUGUUGUACCAGGCAUGUUGAUACAUGCCUUUUAUUCCAGCAGUAGGGCAGUGGAGGUUUAGAGCAUGGCAACAUUGAGUAAAGUUUGUUUCAGAUAAGAGUCAUUAAAUUUUCUCCUGUAGAUGAUCAUUGUAUAAGCAAGAAACGUGAAAGGCUGGAAGCAAUAUUUGGUAGAAUAUUACUGAAAACCUGAAAUACACUAAAAAAUUAAAUAUUGUGAUUUUUGUUCCUUUCUUAUGUACGUACAAGACUGCUUGACUUAAUUUAAAAAAAAAACUUUUAAAGUAUGGUUUGGCAAGUAAAAUAACUUUGGCAUUAUUCUACCUGCCUGUUUUCCUCGUGGUUGCAAAGCUGGGGCCCAACAGGAACUUUAACCCACAGUGGAAAGCCACCGGGACGCUGCAAGGAAUAACAAUAACCUCUAUGAAGGAAUAACACUAACACCUGAAUAAAGAAACUAUUUGAGUUUUGGUGAUAAAAUCUGUUUGGUAAAUCAAUUGAAUUUCAAUUUAAUAGCAGUUUUUAAAUCAAGUAAUAAUACAGUUUCCUUUGGUAGAAAGCUGUAUUGGAUUUGUCAAAUUCAGAUGGCAUUUGUAACCAUCCGAGUAUGCUUAAUUUUUAGGCAUAUUUUGAGUUGUCAUGUUUCAUGUGAAGUUGAAAAAAUAUAUUUGUCCAUUGUUAGUAUUUUCUGGCAUGUACUUUUUAAAGCUAUUAUUGUUUGCCAGUUUCCUAAAUUUAGGUGCGUACUUAGAUUUUUUUCUCAGAGUAACAUUUUUACAUAGAUUUUAUAUUUUGUAAUUUUAGUGUAUAUUUUCUUUUAAAGUUUUUGAUGUUUUAUUAUUUAUUUAUGUGUGUGUGUUUGUGAGUGUGCCGUAGUAGAGAUGUGCAGCUCAGUGGACGAUAUUCAAGAUUUUAUUCCCUGCCAGGCUUGCUCAGCAAGCAGUUUUACUCAUUGGGUCUCAUCACCAGCCCCAAUUGCCAUUUUUGAACUGUUCUUUCUUUUAUUUACUGAGACAUUAUCUCUCUACCUAGGUCUGUCUCUCUAGGAACUCACUAUGGAGACCAGGCUGACCUCAAACUCAGACAGACACGCCACACCAUGCUUGAAACUGUGUAUCUUUAAAAGUUAAAACCUAUUGCCAUGUUCAUCAGUUUGAAACUGGUUUUUAAGAUGUAAAAUUUCUUUUAUGCUUAUAUUGUUCAACUUUUAUUAUAAGUGUUUCUUUGCUCAUUGAAACAUAAAAUAUAUUAGGCUGAUGUGUUUCUCUGGACAAAACAUGAACACGACCAUACCAUGUAUCUCAAUAAAAUGUAAUGGAUUUUAGUGAAUCUUUUCAAUUGUGAUUAAUGAUAGUGUUAGUCCUCAUUAGGUGUAAUUUCUAACCUGCUUAAUAAUUGUUUUAAAUGACUUGAAUACACUUUAAUGUAGUUUGCGGUUCCUAUUUAUUAAAAGUACUUUGUGGUUGAAUAUAGUUCUCUCUUUUGUGUUGUAAUAAUGGUCUCACCUGGAAGGUUGUGAUAUAGUGAGAGGAAGUAGUGAUUUAUGAGUACGAGUUAAUCUCACUUUUAAAGGGUGGCAAUUUU